Aspergillus oryzae RIB40 is the source of this 1302-nucleotide messenger RNA. Its product is annotated as putative flavin containing polyamine oxidase. The transcript is spliced from 4 exons. The coding region runs from base 1 to 1302 and encodes 433 amino acids. NCBI's taxonomy places the organism in Eukaryota, Fungi, Ascomycota, Eurotiomycetes, Eurotiales, Aspergillaceae. The record is from RefSeq and is a predicted model, not a curated record. Gene Ontology annotation, molecular function: oxidoreductase activity.
AUGGAGUUGGGACAAGUAGGGCAGGAAGAAAACCCACUCGUAACACUAGCCAAUAAGCACGGACUCAAAAACACACCGGACAAUUCCAGCUCCGUCCUGACAUAUGACGAGACCGGCUACAAUGACUACCAAGAUCUGUUAAACACUUUCAGCGACGUGAAAGAUGUGGCCUACAGAGACGCGGGACAGAUGUUAUUAGACAAUAUUCAAGAUAAUAAUGCGCGUACAGGAUUUGCCAUGGCGGGCUGGAAUCCCCCACAGAACGAUAUGAAGGCACAAGCAGUGGAAUGGUGGAAUUGGGACUGCGAAUGCGCAGCCAGCCCCGACGCCAGCUCAUUCAUUUUCGGAGUAGCCGCCGAGAAUCUCACGUUCAACCAGUUUGGUGAAAAUAACCACAUGGUCGUGGAUCCUCGCGGAUAUAGUACCAUCAUCGAACGCGAGGCGUCGACCUUCCUCCAUAAAGAGGUCCAAGACCGUCGGCUCUGGCUCAACACCCAAGUGACCGGUAUUGAAUACUCUAAAAAAGGUGUCAAAAUCACCAACAGCGAUGGCAGCUGUGUCAGCGCAGCAUAUGCCAUUUGCACGUUUUCUCUAGGCGUACUGCAGAACGACGUCGUACAGUUCCACCCGGCUUUGCCCAAAUGGAAACAAACUGCUAUUCAGAAAUUCAGCAUGGGGACAUACACCAAGAUCUUUCUGCAGUUUGAUGAGGCAUUCUGGCCGACCGAUACGCAAUUUUUCUUAUAUGCGUCGCCUACCACACGCGGGUACUACCCGAUAUUCCAAUCGCUUUCGAAAGACGGCUUCAUGCCUGAGUCUAACAUCCUGUUCGUUACUGUCGUAGAAGAGCAGGCAUAUCGAGUAGAGAGACAGUCCAACGAGCAAACCAAAGACGAAGUUCUCGCUGUCCUCCGCGAGAUGUUUCCCGAUAAACAAAUACCCGAGCCCACCGCAUUCAUAUAUCCUCGAUGGAACAACGAGCCAUGGGCGUACGGCAGCUACUCCAACUGGCCCGUGGGAACCACGUUAGAAAUGCACCAGAAUCUACGCGCCAACGUAGACCGGCUGUGGUUCGCCGGAGAGGCAACCAGCGCACCUUAUUUCGGAUUUUUGCACGGUGCGUGGUUUGAGGGCCUCGAGGCGGGCGAGCAAAUCGCUGCGAUGUUGCAGGAUAAAUGCUCGAAUACUCAUGACGAAGCUAUCUGCGGAGAUCGCACCCAUUAUGAUGUGUUGCAUGGCACGACGCCAAUAGAUGCGUAUACCAUCAUCAAUGGGUGGUCGGUUAACAGUACAGAUCUAUAA